Molecule: messenger RNA, 1086 nt
Organism: Neltuma alba
Lineage: Eukaryota; Viridiplantae; Streptophyta; Magnoliopsida; Fabales; Fabaceae
Product: gibberellin 20 oxidase 2-like
Exons: 3
Coding region: 1-1086 (361 amino acids)
Source: RefSeq, a predicted model, not a curated record
AUGGAUUCGUGUGGUCUUAGUAUCUUAGAUCCGCCAUCGCGGCUCGGGAUGCAGUCCCAUGUUUCAAGGAGUUUCAUGUGGCCGAAGGAGUGUGUGGCGGAGGCGGAAGGAGAGCUGGAAGCGCCGCUAGUUGACCUGGAUGGCUUCAUCAGAGGCGACCAAGACUCCACCCGUCAUGCCGCCGAGCUAGUAAGGCAGGCCUGCUCGAGGCACGGCUUCUUCCAGGUGAUCAACCAUGGAGUGGAUUCGCGUCUCAUCGAUGAGGCCUAUCAACAGCUGGACGCUUUCUUCAACCUCCCGCUUCAGAGGAAAUUAAGCAUUCCCAAGACUGCUGGGGCGAUGUGGGGCUAUUCUGGUGCUCAUGCUCAUCGUUUUUCCCGCAACCUGCCUUGGAAGGAGGCCCUCUCUUUCCCCUUCCACCGAACUGAUGCCUCAGAGCCUGUGGUCUCUGACUUCUUCACUUCCAACAUAGGACAAGAUCUCCAACAUGCUGGGAAGGUAUUUCAGGAGUACUGUGAAGGAGUGAAGGAGCUAGGGUUGAGGCUGAUGGAGCUGCUGGGAAUAAGCCUGGGGGUGGAGCGGCGGCAUUACAGGGAGUUCUUUGAAGACGGAGAGUGUAUAAUGAGAUGCAACUACUAUCCGCCAUGCCAGCAGCCGGGUCUGGUGCUUGGCACGGGACCGCAUUGCGACCCAACUGCCUUAACAAUACUUCAUCAGGAUCAUGUCGGAGGCCUCGACGUUUUCGCAGAUAACAAGUGGCAGAGGGUUCCUCCUCGUCCUCAAGCUUUCGUUGUCAAUAUUGGCGAUACUUUUUCGGCACUAUCAAACGGGAGAUACAAGAGCUGCGUACACAGGGCUGUGGUGAAGAGGUACCGGGAGAGGAGGUCCAUGGCAUUUUUUGUGUGCCCCAAACCAGACAAAGUUGUGAGAGCCCCCCAGGAUUUGGUGCUCAGGGACGGCUCCAGGCUGUACCCUGACUUCACAUGGUCCGAUUACCUUCUCUUCACUCAGUCCUUCCACAGAGCCGACCACUCCACUCUCCACCACUUCAUUCCCUGGCUCCUCUCCUCCAAACCCACCGCUUAG